AUGGUUCUCUUAAAAGCAAUUUAUCAUUCAAAAACCUUUCCUAAAGCUCGUUUUUAUCUAUUUUAUAGGUCUUUUCAAAAAACUGCGUCAAAAAUCAACGAAUAUACGAAAUUUUCAUUGUCACAAGCCAAUGGAGUAAACGUUAUUUCUAGAGACUUAGGAGGUUCUGGCACAUCUUUAUCUAUUAUUAUACGUUCAGGAAGUAGAUAUGAGCCUAUCCCAGGCCUUGCACAUUUGUUACAGCGUUUUGCGUUCAAAAAUACGGAAAGAAGAUCGUCAUUACGGAUUGUCCGGGAAACUGAAUUGUUAGGUGGAAAUGUUUUUUCUGAUAUUUCUCGUGAAUAUUUGACACUUUCUGCCCAAUUUCUUCGUGAAGAUUUGGCUUAUUUUGUUGAGCUGUUGGCCGAAGUGCUAACAAAGACACGAUAUAAUGUAUACGAGCUUGAUGAGACAGUAUUACCAUAUGCUUUAGCUGAAAACAGAAAACGUUAUUUUACACCCACUAUGUUUGGAUUUGAUGCACUGCACGAACUAGCAUUUCGUCGAGGACUUGGACGGCCACUUUUAACAAACGAAAGAAAUUAUGCUACGGUCGAAAUGGUUAAAAAUUAUGCUGAAAAAUCAUACGUUAAAAACAAUAUUGUCGUUUUGGCAACAAAUGCAAAUCAAUCAGAGCUAGUGGAUCUUGUAAAAGAAUAUUUUGAUAUUCUUUCACCCGGAAAUGCAGCAUUGUCUCCUAAAAGUGUUUAUUAUGGAGGCGAAAAUAGAAUACCCUUUAAAUCUCCUAUAGGUCAUUUUUUGAUUUCAUUUCCCAGACCAGCUGGAUUUGUACCUCUUUCUGAUGAAUAUUUUUUAUUAAGUUAUUUACUUGGUAUGGGGUCUCGAAUUAAAUGGUCAUAUGAAAAUUCUCCUUUUGGUAAUAUUGAAAAAAGUUUUUCGAAUGGUACUACAUUACUGUCAAAUAAUUUUGAAUAUUCUGACAUGGGAUUAUUUUGUAUACAUGUUUAUGGACCAGUUAAUACACUUGAGAAGGCUGUUAAAUCUUUUGUUGGGACACUAAGAUCUAUAGUUAAAGUAAUUAAUGAUGAAGAUAUAAGAAAAGCUAUUUCUCAAGCAAAAUAUUCAUUAUUGGAUUUAGAUACUAAAAGAAUUAAAGUACACCAAGAUAUGGGUUUCUAUUAUCUUUCUUCUGGAUCUCUUCUUGAUUAUGAAUCUAUUAUCUCUCGUAUUGAAAAAAUUACUGUGACUAAAAUGAAAUCUGCUAUAUCUAAAAUGAUUGAAGCAAAACCGAGUGUAGUUACGAUUGGGGAUACGACUCUUUUACCAUACUAUGAUGAACUGUAA
Messenger RNA from Pneumocystis jirovecii RU7, 1344 nucleotides. RefSeq names its product ubiquinol--cytochrome-c reductase subunit 2. The transcript has 4 exons. Bases 1 to 1344 code for a protein of 447 amino acids. The record is from RefSeq and is a predicted model, not a curated record. Gene Ontology annotation, cellular component: mitochondrion. Gene Ontology annotation, molecular function: metal ion binding. Lineage: Eukaryota; Fungi; Ascomycota; Pneumocystomycetes; Pneumocystales; Pneumocystaceae.